Clarias gariepinus (North African catfish) is the source of this 1902-nucleotide messenger RNA. RefSeq names its product 5'-nucleotidase, cytosolic IIIA (gene nt5c3a). NCBI's taxonomy places the organism in Eukaryota, Metazoa, Chordata, Actinopteri, Siluriformes, Clariidae. Gene Ontology annotation, molecular function: 5'-nucleotidase activity; magnesium ion binding. Gene Ontology annotation, cellular component: cytoplasm. The transcript has 9 exons. The record is from RefSeq and is a predicted model, not a curated record. Bases 76 to 1071 code for a protein of 331 amino acids.
AUGUGAACGCAGGAAGAAGAAGAAGAAGCAGAAGCAGCGUAGAUGAUUCCUCUAUAAGAACACUGACACCAGGUUAUGGAUAAAACCGCCGUGGUUAAAGUCGGGGCGGUGGCUAGUGCGAGUGUGUGUGCACUCUUUGGAGGAGUCGUCCUCGCUCAGUAUAUUGUCGCCAAGAAGAAAAGAGCUGGCAAGAAAACCAAGAUCAUCGAAAUGAUGCCCGAGUUUGAGAAGAGCACGGUCCACAUCAAGGACCCCGAGCGGGUGGAGCAGAUCAUCUGCGGUCUGAUUAAAGGCGGCGCCUCUAAACUACAGAUCAUCACAGACUUCGACAUGACCUUAAGCAAAUUUUCAAUCAACGGAAAACGCUGCCCGACCUGCCACAAUAUAAUUGACAACUGCAAGCUCGUCACAGAAGAUUGUAGGCAAAAGCUGUUUAACCUGAAGGAGACGUACUAUCCGAUUGAGAUCGACCCGCAUCUGACCAUGGAGGAGAAAUACCCGUUUAUGGUGGAAUGGUAUUUUAAAUCCCACACAUUACUGGUGGAGCAGCGGUUAGAGAAGGACAAACUCCCUGAAGUGGUCAGGGAAUCCGAUGUCAGUUUACGUGAGGGUUAUGAGCACUUCUUCGACCGGCUACAACAGCACAACGUUCCCGUGUUCAUCUUCUCCGCGGGGUUGGGAGACGUGCUGGAGGAGAUCAUCAGACAGGCUGGGGUUUAUCACCCCAACGUCAAAGUCGUCUCCAACUUCAUGGACUUCGAUGAGAGCGGCGUCCUGAAAGGCUUUAAAGGCGAGCUGAUUCACGUGUACAACAAGCAUGACGGCGCGCUGCGAAACACCGAAUACUUCAAACAGCUAAAGGAGAACAGCAACAUCAUCCUUCUGGGAGACUCGCUCGGGGACCUGAACAUGGCCGACGGCGUCCCCAACGUGGAGAACCUCCUGAAGAUCGGCUUCCUCAACGAUAAGAUCGAGGAGCGUCUGGAGAAAUACUUGGACUCUUACGAUAUUGUUCUCGUCAAGGAUGAAACCCUUGAAGUGCCCAAUUCCAUUCUGCAGAAGAUCUUAUAACUGUACAGAGACUCUGGCUAUCAGGCGACUAGUCACUAGGCUAAUCCAUGCACGCACAAGCCAUACAAACACCUCACCAUGAUCCUGUUAGAGUCGCUUUCCUUCUCCAGGCCAACCGGGGAGAGAUUAAACCAAGCCAACACUGGAGAGAAUCUCUAUAUAAGCAAAUUGGUUUAAUGUACAUUAGUAGACUUGUUAAUGUAUUAUUUUUGAUAUUGCAUCAUUUGACGUCACGCGCAAUAAUAAUUAGGAAGGAAGAUAAGGCUUGUCUUAGAUUUUUUUAUAUAUAUAUAUAGUUAUACAGGCGGUAACUGCAGUGUGCUACAGGAAUAGUUUUACACAGUAACAUUAGCUGUAUAUUCUAGCGCUUCAAAUAUUUCUGUCCAGUGGGCGUGGCCUAUACCUUUAGCUACAUCACUCCAGUUCAUGAAUCAUCUCGACUAGAGAUGUGCUUUAGUGAACAUGGUCUUUAACGUUUCAUAUCGAACCACUCAUUCACAGAUUAGUAGUCUCGCUCGUGCAUUUUAUUUUUAAUUUUUUUGUUUUUUUAAUUUUUUUAUAUAUAAAUGAUCCCUGUGCAUAUUCGAUAUACAUCAAAUCUCAACCAGAUGUUCUGGUUAGCUUUUUAUUACAAAAAUACAACAACAAGAAAUAACAAUUCAGAUCAUACUUUUUUUAUUAUUUGUAUCUGUAUUUAUAUCUGAAUUCGUUCUUGAGAAACAGGACAAAAUAUAUCGAUGUAUUUCUACACCAACAUGUUCCACCGUAGUACACUGUAGUUUCCUCCUGCAUCCUUUUUUCAUAUGUAUAUAGAUAUAUAUAUAUAAAAAU